AUGGGCGCCCCUGAGACACCUUUGGCUCUUCCCAAGCAAGAGCUGGAUAUCCAGCCAGCAACUGUCCGGUACGAAUACGACCCAUGGCUGUUGGAUGACCACCCGCUCCGCUCGCCUCCAACCGAGUGUAUCCCCGGCCUGGGAUCGUUUCUUAGCGGGUGGUGUACAUCUCUUCAGCGACGAUGGAAGGAGACCUUGUUCCGCGCUGGGUGUCUUCUGCUAGUAUGCUUAGCUGCAUUCCAAUGCCUCCAUCUCCUUCACAGCCCAUCCACCAGUAAAGGCCUGCCGCGCCCACCAGUGACCUCCCGACUCAGCCCUCGCGAAUGGCACGUGAGAUGCACCUAUCCUCACUCGGAUCCUCGUCCCAACGCCCUUGCGCAGUCCGUUGCUGCAGGCUGCGACGGACUUCGAACGGGCGUUUGGCUGCACGACAGUGAACUGCAGAUGGGUCCAUCCGACUUGGGCCCCAGCGCUAUCAAUGAUUUGCCGCUGCGCCUGGACCCGAUUAUUGCCAAGCUAGAGUCGGAUGGCGCUUCACGAAGCUCUCAAUCUCCUUUUAUCAUGAGUUCUGGUGGUUUAAAUCGGAAUGAUCCUUCGCGCACGUUUAUGCUUGUACUGGAUGCUGGGUCGUCUCUCCCGGAGGUCUUCCCAAGUCUGGUCUCGCAAUUGGACCUCCUUCGUCAACGGGGCUAUCUGUCCCACUGGGACGGUGCUGAAGUGGUUCAGCGGGCUGUUACUGUUGUUGUCACGGGUGAGCCUUUGCCUAACGCGGAUUGCUCGAGGUCUCCUUACUCGGAUGUGUUUUGGUCAUCCGAAGAUGGAUUUAUCUUUGCCGAAGAUCUUGCCAAUGGCCAGCUACCUCCCAUCUGUAUUGUAUGA
Messenger RNA from Penicillium daleae, 879 nucleotides. RefSeq lists its product as uncharacterized. The transcript has 2 exons. The record is from RefSeq and is a predicted model, not a curated record. Bases 1 to 879 code for a protein of 292 amino acids. NCBI's taxonomy places the organism in Eukaryota, Fungi, Ascomycota, Eurotiomycetes, Eurotiales, Aspergillaceae.